Molecule: messenger RNA, 3635 nt
Organism: Punctularia strigosozonata HHB-11173 SS5
Lineage: Eukaryota; Fungi; Basidiomycota; Agaricomycetes; Corticiales; Punctulariaceae
Product: beta and beta-prime subunits of DNA dependent RNA-polymerase
Exons: 15
Coding region: 87-3518 (1143 amino acids)
Biological process (GO): DNA-templated transcription
Cellular component (GO): RNA polymerase III complex
Molecular function (GO): DNA binding; ribonucleoside binding; DNA-directed RNA polymerase activity
Source: RefSeq, a predicted model, not a curated record
UCCGGUAACAGUCCGCCUGCUGUUGCAUCGUGGCUCAGGAGCCUCUUGUUCGGGGUUCGGUAUCGGGGACAGCAGCUCCCGGCCACAUGGCCACCCUCGACGAGGAAGAAAGCGAAUGGGAGAAGCUCAAUCGGACGAAUUGGAGAGGCUUAGGAUUGGCAGACCCUGUUAAGAACGUUGAGGAUAAAUGGCUGCUUCUGCCUGCCUUUCUCAAAGUCAAAGGUCUCGUAAAACAGCACAUUGACUCGUUCAAUUACUUUGUGGACGUUGAUAUCAAGAACAUUCUCAAAGCAAAUAACAAAGUCACAUCGGAUGUGGAUCCGCGUUUCUGGCUGAAAUAUACGGACAUCCAUGUGGGCUUCCCCGAUAGGACCGACGCGGACGCCAUUGACAAGAGCGUCACCCCGCAUGAGUGCCGAUUGCGGGAUACCACGUACAGCGCACCGAUUUUGGUGACGAUACAAUAUACACGCGGGAAGAGCGUCGUACGUCGGCCCAAUGUCAGCAUAGGGCGAAUUCCCAUCAUGCUCAGGAGCAACAAAUGCGUUCUUACUGGCAGGAACGAAGCGCAGCUAGCUCGCAUGCUGGAGUGCCCGUUGGAUCCUGGGGGCUACUUUGUUGUCAAGGGCACGGAGAAGGUCAUCCUCGUUCAGGAGCAAUUGAGCAAGAAUCGAAUCAUCGUGGAGACGGAUCCCGUCAAGGAUGUCGUACAGGCCUCUUGCACAUCAUCCACUCAUGGCGGCCUGAAGUCGAAGACAUACGUCGCUACCAAGAAGGGCAAAAUCUAUCUCCGACACAACUCAAUUCACGAAGACGUCCCAAUUGUCAUCGCGCUCAAGGCCUUAGGCUUCCAAGCGGACAAGGAGAUUCUACUCCUGACUGCAGGCAACUCGGAGGUUUACAAGUCAGCAUUCUCCCCCAACCUCGAAGAAGCGGCCAAGCUUGGCGUGUUUACUCGCCAUCAGGCGCUAGAAUAUAUCGGAAGUCGCGUUAAAGUAAACAGACGAGUCAUCGGACCCAGGAGGCCAGCUUGGGAAGAAGCUAUGGAGGCGCUUGCUACGAUCGUUCUCGCACACGUCCCCGUUAACGGACUCGAUUUUCGUCCGAAGGCCAUCUUUGUCGCUACGAUGACGAGGCGUGUGCUCAUGGCGAUGGCGGACGAGAAGAUGGUCGACGAUCGAGACUACGUCGGAAACAAACGACUGGAGCUUGCCGGUCAAUUGCUCGCUCUGCUAUUCGAGGACCUCUUCAAGACCUUCAACUCGAACCUGAAGUCCGCGAUAGACAAGGUACUCAAGAAGCCAUCCCGGACGAAUGAGUUCGACGCCUGGAAUACCAUGCAGUUCAUGGGCGACCAUAUCACGUCGGGCUUCGUGCGCGCCAUCUCAACCGGCAACUGGUCGCUGAAGCGUUUCAAGAUGGAGCGUGCUGGUGUUACCCACGUUCUGAGCCGGCUCAGUUUCAUCAGUGCGCUCGGUAUGAUGACGCGAAUCAGUUCGCAGUUCGAGAAGACCAGAAAGGUCAGCGGUCCUCGCGCGCUGCAGCCAAGUCAAUGGGGCAUGCUCUGUCCCAGCGAUACGCCCGAAGGAGAAGCUUGUGGGUUGGUCAAGAAUCUCGCCCUGAUGACGCAUAUCACCACGGACGUUGAAGAGGAGCCUAUAAUCCGCAUAGCCUAUCUGUUAGGUGUCGAAGAUAUUUGCUUGGCGUCCGGUGCCGAGGUUUACGGCCCUCAUACCUUCGUGGUCCACGUGAACGGUACCAUCAUCGGCCUGACUCGAUACCCCGCACGUUUCGUCUCAAACUUCCGCAAACUCCGUCGUGCUGGGCGUUUUAGCGAAUUCGUCAGCAUCUACGUCAAUCACCACCACAGUACCGUGCACAUCGCGACCGAUGGCGGGCGUAUAUGUCGACCAAUGAUCAUCGUGGAAAACCAGCGGCCACGAGUAACAUCAGAUCACAUCUUAUUGCUGAAGAAGGGCCAAGUUAACUUCGACGAUUUCCUGAAGAAGGGACUUGUGGAGUAUCUUGACGUGAACGAGGAGAAUGACUCGUACAUUGCCCUGUACGAAGCGAACAUCGUAUCGAGCACCACGCACCUCGAGAUUGAACCUUUCACAAUCCUCGGAGCCGUUGCGGGUCUCAUCCCGUAUCCUCACCACAAUCAAUCUCCAAGAAAUACGUACCAAUGCGCCAUGGGCAAGCAGGCCAUCGGAGCCAUCGGCUUCAAUCAGCUAAACCGCAUCGAGACGUUGCUGUAUCUGCAUUGCUACCCCCAGCAGCCGAUGGUCAAGACCAAAACAAUUGAGUUGAUCGGCUAUGACAAGUUGCCCGCGGGACAAAAUGCUACCGUUGCAGUGAUGAGUUACUCCGGAUACGAUAUCGAGGACGCCUUGAUCCUUAAUAAGGCAAGUCUAGAUCGGGGCUACGGAAGGUGUCAGGUCCUUCGAAAGAACCAAACACUAAUCCGCAAGUAUCCUAAUGGAACUUUCGAUCGAUUAGCGGACGCUCCGGUGGACGAGAACGGCGGAGUCCAGAAGAAAUACGAUAUCAUUCAGAUGGACGGGCUCGCCGGCGUCGGGGAACGCGUCGACCCCGGCGACGUCUACAUCAACAAGCAGACGCCGACGAACGCGAACGAUAAUGCCUUCGUCGGUCAAGCAGCGUCAGUGCCAUACAAGAACGCGCCGAUGACGUACAAGUCACCCGUCUCUGGCUACAUCGACAAGGUUAUGAUCACCGACACCGAAAAUGAGCAGACGCUCAUCAAGGUGCUGAUGCGUCAAACACGGCGGCCGGAGCUCGGCGAUAAGUUCUCCUCGCGGCAUGGCCAGAAGGGCGUUUGCGGGCUGAUAGUGAAUCAGGAGGACAUGCCGUUCAAUGACCAAGGCAUCGUUCCAGACUCCAUCAUGAACCCACACGGUUUCCCGUCCCGAAUGACGGUCGGCAAAAUGAUUGAAUUGUUGGCUGGCAAAGCCGGAGUGCUGUCCGGAAAAUUACAAUACGGUACAGCCUUUGGCGGGUCAAAGGUCGAAGACAUGUCCCGGAUUCUCAUAGAGAACGGCUUCAACUAUGCCGGAAAGGAUAUGUUGACGAGUGGGAUCACCGGAGAGCAGAUGGAAGCCUACGUCUACUUCGGGCCUAUCUACUAUCAGAAACUCAAACACAUGGUCAUGGACAAGAUGCACGCCCGGGCGCGCGGGCCCCGCGCAACUUUGACGCGACAACCGACCGAAGGUCGCUCCCGCGAGGGCGGCCUGCGCCUUGGCGAGAUGGAGCGUGACUGCCUCAUUGGCUAUGGCGCGACGCAGCUCCUUCUGGAGCGCCUUAUGAUCUCCUCCGACAAGUUUGAGGUGAACGCGUGUGCGGAGUGCGGGUUGAUGGGCUACAACGGGUGGUGCACCUACUGCAAAAGCUCCAAGAAAAUGGCGCAAUUGACGAUCCCGUACGCUGCUAAGCUUCUGUUCCAAGAGCUCAUGGCGAUGAAUGUGGUCCCACGACUCGAACUGGAUGAUGCAUGAGGUUCCACGGUCUUUCAUGUUUGCCAACCUUAUUUUAUGACUGUAUUCUCUCCCGCGUCGCUAUCUCAUAAUCGCAAUGUAUCCAUAGGAAUUCAAUGCCAGGUACUCCAAUCUGCC